Molecule: messenger RNA, 7443 nt
Organism: Guillardia theta CCMP2712
Lineage: Eukaryota; Cryptophyceae; Pyrenomonadales; Geminigeraceae
Exons: 15
Coding region: 1-7443 (2480 amino acids)
Biological process (GO): axoneme assembly; cilium movement involved in cell motility
Molecular function (GO): protein binding
Source: RefSeq, a predicted model, not a curated record
AUGCUAGACGAGCUGAGAGCCAGGGCUCUGAUAGAGCAAUCGCGCUCGGAGGGCUCUCCAGCGUUGUUGAACGAGGCCUACCAGAUCGUUAAGGAUCUCAGCACUCCGUCAGCACUCAAGAACCCAAAGUUCUCCUUGGAAGUCGUUUCUCCCGAGCUCCACGUAAUUAUUGCAGAAACCUCGCUCGAUCUCUCAUCGCCUUCUCGCACAGAGGACCAGCUUGUGAGCAACCGGAUUCAGCUGCAGGAGCUUGCAUACAACUGCCUCCAGUCCUUCUUGAGUUCUAAACCUUCGUCGGAUCAGUUUCUAGCAAGGGCAUACUUGGCUUACGCGACUCUCGCCUGUCGCUGGGCAGAUGGAAGGAAAGGUGACGGGCUUGUAGAUGCUGUCCUCAAGGCACUGGAUUUCGUGAUGAGGGCUUUGAACCUGGCCCUUGAAAGUUUGCCGAGGUAUCAAUUUCUGGUCUACAAUGCAUCGGUAGUGUACUGGAGAUGUAGCAGACCGCUUCAGCGCAAGGGAUACUUCCAUCACAUCCUCAACUCCAUGCCGCAGGUGUGCGAUGCUCUCAUGAAGCUAGACGGGGACGAUGUAGAGUGGAAGGCAAAGUACAUCAUCGCCCUUGCCCGCGCCUAUGAGUUCUCAGACAGAAGCGAUGAUGCUGGAAAGUACUUGCAGAAUGCUGUUGGGAUGAUGUCGAGCUUGUCCGAAGAAACUCAGGUUGAGAUCGUGCGGGUGUUGGUGCAUGUGGACAGGACAAGGGGAGGAGGAGCCGGCGAUAAGGUUGCGACUACCCCAAAACUUGGGCUCUAUGCCAGGCUACAGAAAGUGAAGUCAGGAGUCAUUUCCGAUGAGAAAAUACCCGACGAACUCGAGGAUCUGAUCAAGAGCUCGUCCGAGGCUGGUGAGCUCAAAGUUCUUGCAGAAGCUGGAAGGCUCUGUCUUCUGAAGGGUCAGCCAACUUGUGCUCAGAAUGCGAUCGAAGCCAUUGGUGGGGGAAACGAUGCCGGCAUGGCUGUUGCAGUCCUUACUGAAUGCACGAAAGCUCAACUGUCUGUGAUGUCGCUUGGAGAGGAAGCAGAAAUGUACACGCGCAAGAUGGUAGACACCAGGCUUGAUGCACUCUCCCGGUUGGAGAAAGCGUUGCCUUCAGCCGUACGAUCCAAAGAUGCUGACGUCAUCCACGAGAUUUGCUCUCUAGCCUGGAGCCUGUGCUUGCCGAUACUGCAGCCAAACCUGCGCAAGCAAGCGAAACGAGUGCUGCAGGCUUGCUGUAAGGCUCUGGAGGACAUCGACUCUCCUCUUAAUGAGCUUCGUGCCCAGCUGCACCUGGAAGUCGCCAGAUGUGACGUAGCAGACGAUCUGUAUGCGGCAGCAGCCGUCCAGGUACAGAAAGGCCUCGCCCUGGAUUACGUCGUGCCUGAAGACAGCAUCAUUGAGUACAAGAGGCCGUUUGACAAGCACCUGAACCUGAUGAAGAAGAAGCUGUCCAUGAAGAUGUCGCUCUAUUCGGCUCCCGACCGCCCGGAGGACAAGGCCAUGCUCCUGGUAGAGCAGGCAAGAGAGUCCAAGGAAGCAGCUCUGAGGGCUUCGCUCCUGGACCGAGCCGUCGGGAUCCUCUCGGCGGUGGACGAAGCAACAGAUGUCGCUGCAUCAGCCUGUCCUGUGCCAGAGCUCAACGAACCUCAGGACCCGAUCUACUCGGCUCGCGGGAUCCAAAAGGAGCGGACGAUGCUGUGGGGCGACAUCGCAUUGAUCGCGUGGCAGAGCCACCUGAUCAAGCAGACACUCGAGGCAGCAGAGUUUGCAUGCGAGUACGAGGGGGACGUGGUCAAGGACAAGGACCUCAUCAUCCAGCAGGCUCAGGUUCAGUUUGCGCGGGCGGAGGCGCUCUUCAUGCAGUUGCGAAGUGAAGGAUGCGAACCUGGGAAGCCUCUGCCGCAGGAGGAAGCAAACCAGAAGAAUGUCUCUGCUAAAGUCGCGUGGGUUGAAGGGCUGAGAGAGAGGAUUGUACAAGGUUUCUUGAAGGGCAUGCGGCUGGGUUUGAAGGUGAAGGAGGACUGGAUCGUAUUCAACGCUGCCGUCUACCUCUGGAACUAUCACCUUCCCCUCUUCUCCAGCGCCAAGCUAGAGUCUAUCUAUGAAGCGCUUGAGGAGGUUGUCGGCACUCUACACGUCGCCGGCUGCAAGGACAGUCAGCUGCUCUGCUCGGUCUCUUACGGUCUCGCGGUGGCACUUGAGGCGAGGGAGGCGAAGGGAGAGGACGUGCUGUAUCCCCCUGAAAGCCUGGGCGAGGAGGCUCCCAGCCUUGGGAACGGGACCUGCCUCGGGCACGCAGUCGCUGUCUGCGAGGCUGCGGUAGAGAUCUCCUCCCCGAUGACGGCCAGACGUGUGCUGGGCGUCCUCGCGAGGCUGCGCCUUGCCCUCAACAAGUCGUCGAGUGCUGUCGACGUCAGCGGCGCUCCAGAAGCCUCCCUGAUUAUGCUGCUCGAGCUCAUGAAAGUGGACGCUGAUUCCAAGCCUGCUCUCGUCGAGAAGGCGAUGGGCUUUGUUCCCGACUGCCCUGUCAACCCGCAGAUCUUCGCGUCCAUCGCCAUGGAGGCGCUUUCCUGUGGCGACUUCAUCUCAUGCAUGACUUUAAGCAAGCAAGCGACGUCCAUCGCUGACCAGGCAACGCAAGCCAAGCCUCAGCUUCUGCGCUGGUUCGCCCUGGCGGAGCUCGUUCACGGCCAGGCGUUAGUGCGUCAGAUCAACCCGGACAAGCAUGACAUGUCAGCACAAGACCACCUGAAGAAGGAGGCGAUCAAGCACUUUGUCUUGGCUGCCAAGUUCUCUUCGGAGGCGCAGAACGACAACAUCCUCAUGCUCGCUGCUACGGAGAUGUGGAACGCGUCAGUGAGCUUCAUGUCCUCUUCGGCCACGCGCAAGUCGCUGCUCGAGCCCACCAAGGCCAUGAUCAAGUAUCUCGCUCGUGUGCGGUUGGCUGAAGAUUCUCCGGAGGAGGAAAAGACCUUCCGCACCAAAUUGUACGUCCUCCUCUUCGAGUGUCUUGCAGACUCCAAACUUUGGCAAGAGGGCUGCGACCACACGGCCAAGGCGCUGAAAGCUCUUCCUCCUUCCAUGCACAAGGACCUGUGGGAGUUCCGGAUCACCUUCAUGGGGAAGCUGGGCAAGGACACGGCGGCGGAGAUGCUCAAGGUGAAGGAGAGCGGAGAGGAGAUGGUGGCACAGGUUUGGUCGACCCUCGCACAGUCCUCGUCGGACAAGAAGCAGAAGCUUGUCUCCUACAAGAAAGCGGUCGAGGCCCUCGAGCAGAAGCCGCUAGCGCAGGUGGAGUACCUCAUCCUCUUCGGCGAGUUCCUCUACACCGAAGGCUUCGAGGUCCAGGACGCGCAAGACCAGCUGAUCGCCGCUGCUGACAUCCUGCUGGAGCUGGACACAGCGCUGGCGGACGAGGAGGAGAACUUGUCCAAGGCGGAUGAUGCGUCCCAGAGCGACGCCAAGUCUGUCUCCUCCUCCUCCAGCUUCCACCGCUCCGUCGCAAGCCCCCGGGCCAAGACGCCCCGGCAGGUCAGCUCGCAGUCUGCCUCCUCGUCCAAGGCCAAGUCCGUCGCUCCCUCCAAGGAGGGGAGCGUGACCUCCUUCAGCACGUCGCUGGGGGCCGGGAAGAGGCCGCAAAGCCUCAACGUGUGUCACCUGCUGGAGCUAGGAAGGAUCUAUAUCAUGCUGGCGAAGAUGAGCAACAACCGGCUCCAGGUGGCCCAGCAGCUGGUCGUCGCUCACCACUACCUCCUCAGAAUCUUGGAGAUGUCUGUCACAGCGGUCAUAGCAGAGAUCUCCUCCUCAUCGGAGGAGGAGCCCGCAGAUGCUAAGAUCUUCGAGCUCCCCACGGAGGCGCAGGAGUGGAUAGGGUUCGAGCUGAAGGAGCAGCUCUGCGAAGCCUUCAUGGCGUACAAGGGGAAGGACAAGAAGGUGCUGAACAAGAGGACGUUCAGAAAGCCUUAUCUCCUCCUCUACUACCUCGACGAGUUUGUCGGCCUCCUUCUGGAGCACGACCUGCAGCUGCAAGCGAUUCCUGUGCUGGAGAUGCUCAAGUUCGUCUCACGCAGGAUCCUGCAGAACUCUGACCUUCAUGCCCUCUUCCUCCUCCGCCAAGCCAUGCUCUACCAGCAGCUGGGCAGCAGCCAGCACAGCUCGCGUGUCCGCAAGCUUGCAGACGAGCUGCUUGUGAUCAGCCCCGAGAGGUCGCGUAAGCUGGACGAGCUGGUGAAGCAGCGCGAGAUGCACAAGCUGGUCGGUCGGUCGCAGUCCAUGGCAGAAGCGAUGGAGGCAGCGAAGAAGGAGAAGUACGUGAAGCAGCUCAAGCCGCUUCAGCUCCACGAGGUCUGGGUCAAGCUGGCAGAGGUCAAGAUCGAGGAGGGAGACCUCGUACGUGCUCGGGAGAUUCUCCAUCGGACGCUCAAGCACGCCAAGGCGUUCGAAGACUCAGAGAGCGAGGGUCUGACCCUCCACCUCCUCGCCAUCGUCUCCUUCCUCGAGGGUCAGAACGUGCAGGCCGUACAGCUGGAGACGGAGGCGCAGGCUUUCUCAAACGAGUUGUCCUUCUGGAGCAAGAGCUGCGCGGCUCUCGCCACCUUCAUGGUUGACGUCGCAAGGACUGUGUUUGGCCUGCACAGCGUGGAGGAAGCGAUCAAGGUGCUGGAACGAGGAGCCGACUUGUUCCGCCUGCUCAUCCUGGAGCACCCGAACCUCAUCAUGCGGAUCAACACGCUUCGAGGAAACCUCCUGCUCGAGGCAGCUCAGAUCGCGUUGGAGGAGGUCAGGAGGCAGGAUCAGGCGGGUCAGAUGAUGUGGCAGAAAGUCCACAAGAAGGCAGUCAAGCUCGUCGACAUCGUGAUUGAAGCAUUGUCCGCAGCAGCUGGUGGUGGAGGAGCAGGAGCAGAAGCAGGAGCAGGAGCAGGAGCAGGAGCAGGAGCAGGAGCAGGAGCAGGAGCAGGAGCAAGAGCAGGAGGUGGUGGUGGAGCACUUUUCGUUGACGCCCUCCUCCUCAAGUCGAGGCUGCAGAGCGAGCCGUUGAGUUCAGACUCUGCGAAGCGCCAGGCGCAGCUCAACGAGUCUUUGCGUACGGUUGUCGCGGCAGGCAAGGAAGCUGAGCACAUCUGCGUGCUCGCUCGACCCGCCACGAAGCGCAAGGACGUGCACCUUUCGUGCGACCUGAGGUACGCGCGGGCGAAGUUGCAGGAGGCAAGGCUCCUUGCCCUGCUGGCCGUGGAGGAGAGGCUACAUCCCUGGGCCCUCAAGGCCCGUCCUCAGAUCCCUUCCUUCCCACUCGUGGAAGGCAGAGACUCUGACGUGGUCCAGCAGUUCCUUGACCCCCUCAACGACCCCAACAGGGAGGAGGAGAAGCUUGAGACCUCCCGCGAGGAGAGGGCCGUCCUCUCCGCCACUGCCGCCAUGCAGGCCACACCCGACAAGCUGCUCUCCUCCUCCGCUCGAUCUGUGAUCGGACACGCCCUCAAGCUCAUCGUGGAGGGCGAGGGAUCAAUCGUCAUGCUGUGGAAGCGGGAGGAGGAGGACAGUCUUCCAGCAGCGGGAGAGCAGGCUACCGAGGAGACAUCGGCAGGAAAGGAGGAGGAGGCGGGUGAAGAGGACGACGUCAGCAAGGAGCUCAAACCUGUCCUUCCUGACGCUCCUUUCCUGACUGCGCGAGAGGCUCUGCAGGCAGCAAUCACGGAGGGUCUGGAGCAAGGGAACCUGGAUGUAGUGGAAGCAGCUUCCUUCGACCUGGCGGUGUGUACGGGAGGAGCGAACUAUCAGCGGACAGCAGAGCUGCUCUGCCUGCAUCAGGCAUGCAAGGCUAGGAAGGCGAUGAUGGCGACCCUGCGAUCGAUCCUGCCCAACGAGAGCAUGGAGAAGGUUUGCAUCAGGAAAAUCGAUUUCCUGGGUGAGAGGGGAGGAGACAAGAGCAAGAGCGAGCAAGCAGCUCUGUCCGCCUCCUUCCUCCUGAAAAUUUCUCCUGCCGCAAGAGUCCUCGAGAUUGUCCCAGAGCUCGCAACCUUGCGAUCCCCCUUCUCCUCGAAGACUGUCUUUCUGAGCGCUGUCCUUGGAAUGGGACAUGAAAGGAAUCACUUGUACGUCUCUUUCUUCACAGGCAGAGCAGACGCGGAUUCCAAAGACCCCAUCCUGGUCUCACAGGUUGAUUUCGACUUGGACUUGUUCCAGUCCAUAAGGAAGAAGCACAUGGACCUUGAGGAGCAGCAGAAGCUCAAACACCUCGACGUCUCCUACCCACAUGACGCGAUGCACUCCCACGCCCUCCUCCUCGACCUCCUCGACCUGGUCUCCACUCUUAUGCAGGAUGUCCUCCAGCUCUUCAACCAGUACACCCGGCAGCUGGAAUUUGACGAGGUAGUACUCCUGCUGGACAAGGAGCUGGACUUCCUCCCGAUAGAGGCAUGCUCUCCCCUCAACCAGCGCAAGUGCUCGAGGGACUUCUCUCUCUCCAUCCAUCACAAUCGCACCAAGACUUGCCCCGACGGAGGGAGAGGCUCCGUCCAGAAGUCGAGCCUGUGCUACCUCUGUGAUCCCAGGAACGAGGACAACAACACUGCCAACGGGAUUGUCGAGCGACCGGAGGAUUUCUCAACGAUCUGUGAAGCUUUCGAGUCAGACAUCAGACCUCUUGGAUCGUGGACGGGAGUUUCUGGCACCGAGCGCAUCCCCUCCAAAGGAGAGUGUCAGAGGAUCUUGACGCAAGCAUCUCUCUUCCUCUUCCACAACGUCUCCCCGUUCUUCGGCUUCCUCGACGCAGGAUCUGUCGCCGUCCUCAACCUCGAGCCCUGUCACCUUGCUCUGCUCUUUGAUCGAGCAGAAAACGAAACUUCCGACCGACUGCAAAAGCGCAGGGAUACCGAGCUCUUGCCGCACAGCAUAGCUAUUAGGGAGACCUGGCAGACAGCAGCUCUGAUGACGAUGCGAGGCGUGAGUCACGUCGUCCUCAACACGUGGAGCAUGGAUCCAGCAGCGAGCCAUCGCAUCCUGACGCAACUGGUUGACUCUGUUCUCAAGGGAACCGAUGUGAGCAGCGCAGUGCACGAGAACAGCGUCGCUGUCUACACACAGUUCCGCCAGCUCGUCAAGGAUAUCGAGGAAGCGAAGCGGCGCGUGGAGGAGAUGACAGCUAAGUUGCAGCUGCAGUCUUCACAGGAGGGAGCGGCGAAUGAGGAGGGAGAGGGAGGAGGGGAGGAGGGAGCGGCGAAGGAAGGAGAAGCAGGAGAGCAGCAGGGAGAAUCAGAAGAGGAACCAGUCACUGAGGAACACGUUGAACAAGCCCAGCAGGAACUGGAGGGGAAAAAAGCAGAGCUGGAAGAAUUCAUGCAGGCAAACAAGGGAAUGGAGAUCGCGCUAAACGUCAGAGGGUACGGGCUGACCGGCGUCUCCUCUUAG